GCAGGCAGCCACGCAGGCAAGGCAGGCAGGCAAGGCAGGCAGGCAGGCAAGGCAGGCAAGGCAGGCAAGGCAGGCAGGCAGGCAGGCAGGCAGGCAGGCAGGCAGGGCAAGUCAGUCGUCCUCCAGAGGUGCAGCGGCAGCUAACGCUCCACACCACUGCUUCUAUAUGUGCUGUCACAGUGCAGACAGCGGUUGUAAACAUGGCGACGGACGGGAUGGUGCUCACCAACCACGACCAUCAGACCCGAGUGGGAAUUCUGACAGUCAGUGACAGUUGUUUCAAGAACUUGGCUGAGGACAGGAGUGGGAUCAACUUGAAGGACCUGGUCCAUGAUCCGUCUCUGUUAGGUGGCGUCAUCGCAGGCUAUAAAAUUGUUCCAGAUGAAAUUGAUGAAAUCAAGGAAACUCUUUUGGAAUGGUGUGACGACCAGGAGCUUAAUCUUAUUCUCACGACAGGAGGAACUGGAUUUGCACCACGUGAUGUUACGCCAGAGGCCACCAGAGAAGUGAUUGAGCGAGAGGCUCCAGGCAUGGCUCUGGCGAUGCUGAUGGGAUCUCUCAACGUGACACCGCUGGGCAUGCUGUCCAGGCCAGUGUGCGGUAUCCGUGGUAAAACUCUGAUCAUCAACCUGCCAGGGAGCAAGAAGGGCUCUCAGGAGUGUUUUCAAUUCAUCCUUCCUGCUCUGCCUCACGCCAUCGACCUGCUGCGCGAGGCCACGGUCAGGGUCAAAUCGGUCCACGCCGCGCUGGAGCAGCUGCCUUCUCCUUCUUCUCUACUGUCCAACGCGCACAGCAACUCGCACACCAUGGAGCGCGGCACCCAGUGCGAGGAGGAGGACGAGGAGGAGGAGGAGGAGGAGGAGGAGGAAGACAUGCGGAGAGGUCGACACGCGCACCACCACCACCAUCAUCACCAUCACCAGCACGGCUCCUCCCACAUCACCGCAGCUGCCAUCGCUGCAAAGAGCUGCCAUGCAGAGGUCAUGGCUAAGGGGGGCCCCUAUCUGGCCGGCAACACCCCUGCCCCUCCCACUCAUUUCACCUGCUCCUGUAGCCAUGACCAGCAGAUUCCAGACUCGAUUAUUUCUCGAGGCGUUCAGGUGCUUCCUCGAGAUUCUGCCUCUUUGAGCUCCACCCCUUCUGAGUCACCACGGGCAACACAGGCCACCUCCCGCCUUUCCACUGCAUCAUGCCCAACACCUAAGGUCCAGUCCCGAUGUGGCAGUAAUGAGAACAUCCUGAGGGCCAGCCACAGCGCGGUAGACAUCAGCAAAGUGGCACGGCGUCAUCGGAUGUCCCCGUUUCCUCUGACAUCCAUGGACAAAGCCUUCAUCACUGUUUUAGAGAUGACGCCUAUUCUGGGAAUUGAAGUCAUUAAUUACCGAGACGGAUUGGGUCGAGUGCUCGCUCAGGACAUCUAUGCCAAAGACAACCUUCCUCCAUUUCCCGCCUCGGUUAAAGACGGCUAUGCUGUAAGAGCCGCUGACGGCCCAGGAGAUCGCUUCAUCAUGGGAGAAUCGCAGGCCGGACAACAGCCUACCCACACGGUGAUGCCGGGCCAAGUGAUGAGGGUGACCACCGGCGCUCCCAUUCCUUGUGGCGCCGACGCAGUCGUCCAAGUGGAAGAUACGGAACUCUUGAGAGAGUCUGAAGAUGGCACAGAAGAGUUAGAAGUGAGGAUUAUGGUACAGGCUCGGCCCGGACAGGACAUCAGGCCUAUCGGUCACGACAUCAGACGAGGAGAGUGCGUGCUAGCCAAAGGGACGCACAUGGGGCCGUCGGAGAUCGGUCUGCUGGCUACGGUGGGAGUGACCGAUGUCAGCGUGCACAAGUUCCCAGUGGUGGCUGUCAUGUCCACUGGAAAUGAGCUUUUGAAUCCAGAGGACGACCUUCACCCGGGAAAGAUCAGAGACUCCAACCGCUCCACUCUGCUGGCGACCAUCCAGGAACACGGAUACCCGACCAUUAACCUGGGCAUCGUUGGAGACAACCCCGAUGACCUGCUCUCAGCUCUCCACGAGGGAAUCAGUCGUGCUGAUGUCAUCAUCACCUCAGGGGGUGUGUCCAUGGGCGAGAAAGACUUCCUGAAGCAGGUGCUGGAUAUUGACCUUCAUGCUCAGAUUCACUUUGGACGUGUGUUCAUGAAGCCAGGUCUCCCGACUACUUUUGCCACCGUUGACAUUGACGGAGCGCGGAAACUCAUCUUUGCUCUGCCAGGUAACCCAGUGUCUGCAGUGGUUACAUGUAAUCUCUUUGUGAUCCCUGCACUGAGGAAGAUGCAAGGCAUUCUGGACCCUAGACCCACAAUUAUUAAAGCCAGGCUUUCGUGUGAUGUGAAGCUGGAUCCUCGACCAGAGUACCAUCGCUGCAUUCUCACCUGGCAUCACCAGGAGCCACUGCCCUGGGCUCAAAGCACAGGUAACCAAGUGUCCAGCAGGCUAAUGUCCAUGCGUAGUGCCAACGGCUUGCUGAUGUUGCCGCCUAAAACCGAGCAGUACGUGGAACUGCACAAGGGAGAGGUUGUGGAUGUCAUGGUCAUCGGACGGCUAUGAUGCAGAUUUCAGUCACUCAUGACAAAUACAUUGACGGUGCUGGAACUUCCUGCCUGCACAGGAGGGGGGAAAAAAAAAAAAAAGAAAAAAAAUGGGCGGGGGCAUCUAUUAGCUGUGAUGUCAUAUGCAACAGCCAAUUGGAGCCAGCAGAGGCUGAAUCCUCAUUGGUCUGCAUUGUGAAGAUAUUAAGAAAAAGAAAUGUGAAGAAAUAUAUAAAAAUGAGAUUUAUUCUGUAAUAUUCUACGAUUCUCCUGAUUAUAAUGAUUAUUAAUAUCUGUACUUUAUAUUAUUCUGGUUCUGAUGGACUAUCAUCAUCAUUCUAGUAGUAAUCACAUUGUUGUCUCUGGAUUUCAUUUGCUUUGUGCGUUGAGCACUUUUUCUGACUAGUUAUAGAAUGAGUCCUUCCUCUGCUUCUGCCACAAGCCAUUUUGUCCCUUUCAUUCUUGCUCUUUUGUACAAAGCCAAUGAUUGAUUGAAACCCCUUGCGCAGCCAAAAGAAACGUUGACUGUGGCUUCUCUCCCGUACGCAAGAGUGAUGAAGUCAGUCCUUCAAAUAAAGGUGCACAUGACGUGACCCGA
Messenger RNA from Syngnathus acus (greater pipefish), 3131 nucleotides. It is a transcript of the gene gphna, whose product is annotated as gephyrin a. The record is from RefSeq and is a predicted model, not a curated record. Gene Ontology annotation, biological process: Mo-molybdopterin cofactor biosynthetic process; postsynaptic neurotransmitter receptor diffusion trapping; glycine receptor clustering. Lineage: Eukaryota; Metazoa; Chordata; Actinopteri; Syngnathiformes; Syngnathidae. Bases 201 to 2552 code for a protein of 783 amino acids. The transcript has 24 exons. Gene Ontology annotation, cellular component: postsynaptic specialization; dendrite; cytoplasm. Gene Ontology annotation, molecular function: molybdopterin molybdotransferase activity.